This is a messenger RNA of Cladocopium goreaui, 1402 nucleotides long. The record is from the annotation of a GenBank genome assembly. Lineage: Eukaryota; Dinophyceae; Suessiales; Symbiodiniaceae.
CUCAGCCAGGGGCGUUCCAGCCGUCUGCCUGGCGCACCUUGUCUUGCGAUGAAGAGAUCUUUCGAUGCCGCAGUCGGAGGAUUGGCAGGUGGCCCUCCAAAGGCUCCCCGAACCGUGGGGAUGGCCAUUAAGAUGCUGGUGGACCCCAAAGAAGCCGGAACUUUGAUUGGCAAAGGUGGUGCCACGCAGAAGCAGAUUGCGGAAAGUACUGGGUGCAGACUACAUUUGAGCGGUUUUGGUGAGCUCUACCCUGGAACCCAGUUGCAAGAAGUAUGCAUAAAGGCGGACAGCACGGAGAUGGUGUCCCACGGCGUCAUGUCAGUUUUGACCAAGCUCGCGGAAGAGAGCGGCGGCAAGGUGAAUGGUGGCGAAUGGGAGGUUGAGGAUGGAGGUGCCAGAGUACACUUCAUCGUUCCAACUCAGUCAGCCCGAGCCAUCAUUGGGAAAGGUGGUGAGAAUGUGAAAGCCUUGCGGGAGGCUUCGGGCAUGCAGGUCCACGUGGAGGAUAUGGUCCUGGGGGAGCGGGACACUGCGGAACAAGUGGUGUCCCUCGCGGGACCAACGUCGCAGAUUCAGUUGGCCUUGCCCAUGAUCCUGGAGAAGGUUGAGGAGCUUUCAGGGCAGCCAUGGUUCGCGAACUGGGCCUUCAGCUGUCUAGCUGCGAAAGGUGGAGGAAAGGGCAAAGGCGGCAUGGCCAACAUGGGCGGCAUGGGCAUGUCUCCAAUGAACGGUGGGAAAGGUGAUGGGAAAAGCAAAGGUAAAGGUGCCAUGGGGAUGUCCAUGGCUGGAAUGGGUGGCAUGGGUGGCAUGGGUGGCAUGGAUUACGGCAAGGGUGGCAAGGGCAAGGGACAGGACGGCUACGGCGCCGCGACCCAGUCCAACAUCGACAUGCUGUCGAAUGCUGUGUCCCAGCUGCCACCCAGCCUAGCAUCCGACAGAUCCCAGGCAUUGCAAUUCAACUGUCAGGCGGAGUUUGUGAGUGCGCUGAUUGGCAAGGCCGGUCAAGGCACAAAGCAAAUUGCCAUCAUGACGGACACCAAAAUUAUGAUUCGGGAGAUUGAAGGGAAUACCACCGAAAAGGCGGUGGUUGUGAAGGGCAAUGCCAUUAAUGUCGCAUCGGCUUACUUACAUCUCGCUAGCCGCCUGUCACAAAUCAUGGCAACCGCGACUCCCGAUGCCGGAGCCCCUUCAUUGGCAAUGGCAUAUUCUUGAGAUGGAGAGCUGCUUUAAGGUCCGGGCAGGUUACGUUUAGCUAUGGUCCUGGCUGUCGGAACGUUGGCAUAAGAAGUGCCAAGCGCAUUGUAAGACUACAGUGCAAGCUGCCAAUGUGGCAAACCGCAGAGGCGGAGAAUUUCACAGGACAUUGCCAGUUUGCAAUGAAGCCAGCCAUGAUGGGAUCAUG